Molecule: messenger RNA, 401 nt
Organism: Capsicum annuum
Lineage: Eukaryota; Viridiplantae; Streptophyta; Magnoliopsida; Solanales; Solanaceae
Product: ATP synthase epsilon chain, chloroplastic-like
Exons: 1
Coding region: 65-397 (110 amino acids)
Biological process (GO): proton motive force-driven ATP synthesis
Molecular function (GO): proton-transporting ATP synthase activity, rotational mechanism
Source: RefSeq, a predicted model, not a curated record
UAGGUAAUAUCUAUGAAGCUACCGCGAAGGCUAUGAACUUAGAAAUGGAGAGCAAUUUGAAGAAAUGACCUUAAAUCUUAGUGUACUGACUCCUAAUAGAAUUGUUUGGGAUUCAGAAGUGGAAGAAAUCAUGUUAUCUACUAAUAGUGGUCAAAUUGGCAUAUUACCAAAUCACGCCCCUAUUGCCACAAUUAUAGAUAUAGGGAUUUUGCGAAUACGCCUUAACAACCAAUGGUUAAUGAUGGCUCUGAUAGGUGGUUUUACUAGAAUAGGCAAUAAUGAGAUCACUAUUUUAGUAAAUGAUGCGGAGAAGGGUAGUGACAUUGAUCCACAAGAAGCUCAGCAAACUCUUGAAAUAGCGGAGGCUAAUGUGAAAAAGGCUGAAGGAAGGAGAUAAAAAU